GCUAUUCAGAGUAUGACGCGUUGCGCUCAGGCGCAGCCCGUCUAACGCGCAUGUCCUCAGAGGGUCACACGUGGUUUGUGUAAACCACGCACGCAGACUCAAGCGGAGGUUCAGAAAUGGCGGCCGAUAGGGGUAGUUCUACGCUGCAGCUACCCUGCGUUUUUUCACCAAAAUCACGACAGUACUUAGCAUUGUGUGCCCAGGAUGGCAGACUUCGCAUUUGGAACACAGACAGUAAAACACUUCACCAAGAAUAUGUGCCUUCAGCCCAUUUGAGUGCCACUUGUAUCUGCAUUGCAUGGGGACCAUGCCGGACCGUCAAGGAGGGGCCUCAGAGGAAGAAGAGGAAAUCAGAGGCAGUGCAGGUGGAGGAGAAAGCAGACCUGCUGGCGAUGGGCACCGCGGCAGGCACUGUGCUCAUUUACAGUACGGCAAAGGGGGCACUGCACUGUACCCUGGAUGGAGGCCAUAGUGGAGCAGUGAAUUGUGUCCAGUGGCACCCUGAAGACAGUUUAUUGUACAGUGGCUCAGAUGAUACAAACAUUGUAGAGUGGGACCUGCAGACGGGCAAGACACGAAGUAAGUGGAAAGCGGACCGUGCAGCAGUGACCAGUGUGUGUGUGAGCCCUGAUGGGAAACUGCUGCUUUCAGCUGGACAGGUAAUCAAGAUGUGGGACUUGGACACCAAGGAGGUUUACAGGAAAUUCACAGGCCACUCCACAGCUGUGACGACCCUGCGCUUUGCCACCACACGACCUCCCGACAGCAAUGGUCUCUAUUUCCUGUCUGGUGCUGCACACGAUCGACUGCUCAGUGUUUGGCAAGUACGAGAGGACGGAAAGGACAAGAAUUCAGUCGUGUCCUUCACCCUGACGGACGAACCGCAACACAUCGAUCUCAUCGCAUGCAACAGCAAGGAAGAGGCGGUGAGGCUGGCAGUGGUGUGUAAGGAUGGACAGCUCCAUCUUUUUGAGCACUUUCUAAAUGGGCCCUGUAAGAAGCCCUUGUCGCCCUCGUGUACGGUGCAGAUGUCGGACACAAAGGACACCCCAGUGCCAAUCCCACUUUUGGCUGCGGCCCUCGGAGCUGAUACACGGAGUGUGCUGCUGGCCUAUGGCACCCACCUGCAGCCUGUCAUAGAGAAAGUGGUGAUCAACACAGCAGAGAGACAUGUCUGUUUGACCCGGGAUGUUCAGACCAGCUUGUCUCUUUCCAUGGAAACCACAGUUUCCAAGGUGAAAACCCCAAUUGUCAAUGCGAAGAGCAGAGUAUUGGUCCCAGGACUCCCUGGUCACCAAGCUCCAGUCAGAGGAACCUCGCAGGGAUCAGAGAAGAGGAAAAAAGACACAGACACCAAAGAGAUGUCAAUAGCGGAGCGACUUGGUGAAAUUGAUCUAACUUCAGCAUCCACUGAGAAAGGAACUCCCAAAGGGACGGCCUCUUUACAGACAGACAAUUUUGCAGUGCUGCUUGUGCAGGGCCUGGAGAGCAGCGAUGCCAGCAUCCUAAACAAAGUUUUUCAGACUCGCAAAGAGAUGGUGAUAAAGAAGACGGUUGCUCGGUUACCACUCCCUGCUGUUUUACCUUUGGUGGAAGAGAUCACGAAGAGACUCCAGGGGCACCCUUUCACGGCAGUUUUAAUGGUACGGUGGCUCAAGGCUGUACUCAUGCACCACACAUCAUACCUGGCAUCGCUGCCAGACCUGGUCACCCAGCUGGGAGUUCUUUAUCACAUGAUUGAGAGCAGAGUGAAGAUGUUCCACAAGCUAACAAAGCUUCAUGGGAAACUUUAUCUCCUAAUGACACAGGUGGCAACAAGUGACAGCAGCAAAACAGUUACAGAUGUUGACCACACAGCUAAGCUGGUAUAUGAAGAGGAAUCAUCUGAUGAAGAUGAGGCCUCAGGUGAUGAAGGUCUUCCUGAUGAUGACUCUGAUAACUGGGAAGAGGAGGCAAUGGAGGAAGAUGAGGAUGAAGAGGAGGAUCCAGACAGCAGAACAGAGUCCAAAGCUAAUGGAGAGGAAGACAUGGAAAACGAGAGUGAAGAGGAAUGAGGACAAAUGCCAAUCAUACAUUGAAAUGGACCUGAAAGAGUUAAAUAUACUUUCAUUUUAUUUUCAUGCUUUUGAUUUUAUUACCCGAACAAAGUAUGGUUUUACAAAAUCAAGGGACACAUGUUGUUGAGACGUGGGCAAAGUUCAGCCAUAGGGAUGGUGAUGUCAUAUUGUCUUUUAUCCCAUCUAAGGAACAGGUGCAGCUUUUUGGGGAGAAAGGCAGAAUAUUCUGUAAAAUGAAACUGAUGCAAGUUCUCCUUUUCUGCUGUGAAUUCAGUCUGCAUCCCAGCUCUACAGCCUGAUGAGUGUGCGUUGAAAAAGACUGAAAAGAUAUUGCGGUGGUGUUCCAGUUUUCCUGCGCUGCAGUCUGCAUUUCAAAUUUUAUGUCACUAUGUAAUAAAAAUGAAUUUGAGUGUAUCAUAUGACCAGGUUACUCUUAGGUAAGCCCACGCUCUGUGAUUGGUUUAUUCUGACCCAACCCUGUAGGCCGUCUGGAACACGACCCUGUUCAGUGGAGCCUCGAGAUGCAAACACAUUGAGGGUGUGAAGCUGGGAUGCAGGACCCCUGGCUGCUUAUUGUACAGAAUACUGCUCAAUCCAGAAGUGGGCUUGCUAGGCAAGGCCAUACAUCAUGUCCCUACACAAUGUAAAUCUGUAUGUACAGUGAAGUGUUUGUAUGAGCUCUUCCCUCUACAGCUAUCCCCCAGAAUACCUUGGGAUUAAACAAACUCCUGUAAAGUCUU
This is a messenger RNA of Scatophagus argus, 2797 nucleotides long. It is a transcript of the gene wdr43, whose product is annotated as WD repeat domain 43. Gene Ontology annotation, biological process: maturation of SSU-rRNA from tricistronic rRNA transcript (SSU-rRNA, 5.8S rRNA, LSU-rRNA). The record is from RefSeq and is a predicted model, not a curated record. The transcript has 18 exons. Gene Ontology annotation, cellular component: nucleolus. The coding region runs from base 117 to 2054 and encodes 645 amino acids. Gene Ontology annotation, molecular function: protein binding. Lineage: Eukaryota; Metazoa; Chordata; Actinopteri; Scatophagidae.